GCUCCACAAUCCACAUUCAAGUGUAAUAAAGAUGUAGAAAGUUGACCUCGUAAUCUCCUUACACUAAACCCCCCACCUAUUCCUUCUUGAUCGGAAUGUAAUCUAGCAUUUCCAUCACUUUUAAUUAUUAAAAUUAGAUUAAAUAUUCUCUUUCGCAGAUGGCUGAAGGAACCGCUUCAAGAUAUGUGAAGUUAACAAAAGAACAAGCUGAUGUAGAGGAGAUUAAGCCCGGUGAGCUAAAUCAGCCCAUUGAGGUUCCUCAGUUGACCGUUCGUAAGUGUAAUGAAUGUGGGCAACCUUUACCUGAAAACUUUGAGCCUCCAGGAGAUGAGCCUUGGACUACUGGGAUUUUUGGAUGUGCUGAUGAUACCGAAAGCUGCUGGACAGGACUAUUUUGCCCUUGUGUUCUAUUCGGUAGAAAUAUUGAGAGCUUGAGAGAUGAUACUCCCUGGACUACCCCGUGCAUUUGCCAUGCUGUUUGUGUUGAAGGUGGCCUUGCACUGGCCGCAGCAACAGCAGUUUUCCAUGGCAUUAACCCAGGGACAUCAUUUCUCAUUUGUGAGGGUUUACUUUUUGCAUGGUGGAUGUGUGGCGUAUACACUGGUCUUGUCAGGCAGUCUUUACAGAAGAAAUAUCAUCUCAAGAAUUCACCUUGUGACCCAUGCAUGGUGCACUGCUGCAUGCACUGGUGUGCUUUGUGCCAGGAGCACAGGGAGAUGAAAGGUCGUCUAUCAGAUAACUUUGUCAUCCCAAUGACCGUUGUCAAUCCUCCCCUUGUUCAAGAGAUGAGCGCCACCAACGAAAACCAGGAUUCUACUCUUUCCUCUGAUAAGGGCACCAGCUUGGAGAUGCAGCCUCUGUAAAAUUCAGUCAUACAAUGGCAUACUAUGAAAGCGAAUUUGAUCUUGAAACUGGUUUUUUCUAUCUGUUAGAAACUAUUUCCUUACACGAGAAAUUACAGCAUCCCCCUGUGCAUUAAAAGAUCCAAACAGUUAUAUUUUCUGUCCUCGCUGAUGCUUUUUUGUAGAGUGAACUUUACUUUUGAUUAAUGUGGAUGCAUUAUCAUUCAGACCA
Populus nigra (black poplar) is the source of this 1074-nucleotide messenger RNA. Its product is annotated as cell number regulator 6-like. The record is from RefSeq and is a predicted model, not a curated record. The transcript has 5 exons. Lineage: Eukaryota; Viridiplantae; Streptophyta; Magnoliopsida; Malpighiales; Salicaceae. Bases 159 to 863 code for a protein of 234 amino acids.